GGCACCCUCGCGGCAUGAGCUGGAACUGGGCGGAAGAUUCCUACCUCCUCAAUCACACCAUGGCUUCGCAACCGUACUUAACCAAGUCAUACUAUCUCGCCUCGCCUAUAAAGACAUCGUGACUGCUCACCUUACAUGUCAACCAAACCACUCUGAGAAAGCUCUUGCACGACAGCAGACGCAGUGUUUCCAAACCACAACCAUCUCUCGGAAAGCCUUUCAGACUAUUCACCAUGGCACAGACCAAGCUCACCUCGAGGCUGUCGUCCAUCUUCUUCCUCAUAACGUGGACGGUGGGAGUCAUCGCUAUCGUGCUCCCCCCGAAGCUCCCCGUGUCCAAGAGUCUCGCCCCGUCUAUUCUAUGCGACGAGGUCACAAUUCUCGGAGGCAUCGGCGCUAACUCAGACGGCAAAAGAUGUAUUGGCCCCGGCUGCCCAAUCGCUUGCAUCAAGCCAGUUUCGGGGCCAGGGAAAGGGCAAGACUCCGAUGAGGAAGUAUCCGACGGUCUAGACUCCGAGGACACGGAAGACAACAGCGAGCAAAGCAGGGAGAAAGGUUCGGAGUCAGAUGCAGCCCUCUCCGACGACAAAGAAUCCGGCGGCGAUGGAUCCGACGGCAUGAAAUCCAGCAGCAAAGGUGCUACAAAGAAGCAACCUGCUGAUACGCGAUUGACAAGAAAGCGCUUCGAUGACCAACAGGGCAACGGGAAGGCUUUCGGGCGGAAGGGUCAUGGCAAAGGUUUGGAUAAAGAUUCCGACAAGGGCUUUUCCAAGGAAGAGGAGGACACUGGCAAGAAGUAUGGAGAAGAGUUCGGUGAAGAGGGCGAGAGAUAUGGCAAGAAGAAGGGCGAGACGGGCCAGGAAUACGGCGAGAAGGACGGCAAAGAGAAUAAGAACAGUGGCAAGGAAUACAGUACGGAAGGCGGAAAAGAGGAUGGCUCGAAAGAUGAUAACGAAGAUGGCGCCACUAGCACGAAGUACGGAAAAGGCUCUGGCGAGGAGGAUGGCAAUACUGGAGAGAAGGACAGAAUCGAGGACGGCUCGACGGAUGACAAGAAGGAAAGCGAGGACGCUGAUGGCAACGAUGGUGAGAGUGACAAAACGGGCUCUGGUGAGAACGGUGGCGCGCAAUGGGGUAGCAAGAAAGGAGGCAAGCUAGGGAACAAGGAAGGCUUGGAGCAGUCCAGUGAAGAUGAUCAUGAAUCCAACAACACCGGAUCCACCAGCAAGGGAUCUGAGGGUAAGGGAUCCCAGGGAAAAGGGUCCAAGUCCAAGUCAUCUCAGACUGAGAGCGCUGGCAAUGAGCUUUCUGACGAGAAUGCGGCCGAUUCAUCGUCAAAGUGAGAUUUACCACGGACCACGACGAUUCGGGCGAGCUUUUCAAAGUGGCCGGGCUGAUAGAGCCAGCCAAAGAUAGUAGAAGUCAAUUUGCAAUGGAAGAUCCUGGCUUACUGUUACGUCUCCCAAAAAUCUGCAAGUUGUAGGCACCGGCUCGACAUCUUUUCAGC
Messenger RNA from Aspergillus saccharolyticus JOP 1030-1, 1507 nucleotides. RefSeq lists its product as uncharacterized. The record is from RefSeq and is a predicted model, not a curated record. NCBI's taxonomy places the organism in Eukaryota, Fungi, Ascomycota, Eurotiomycetes, Eurotiales, Aspergillaceae. The transcript has a single exon. Bases 234 to 1343 code for a protein of 369 amino acids.